GCCUGAAGCGGAAAGAGUGAAAAGAGAGGGGGAGAAAAGAAAAAGCGGAGGAAAGACAAGGGGGUGGGAUAUGAGAGAGGAAAACACAACGGAGAAAGACGACUGAGAAAGACAAUAUUGAUAUCUUAAAAAGUGCUAGACUUAGAGAAAGAGAGAGAGGGAGAAAUAUAUAUAUAUAUACAGAGAGAGAGAGAGAGAGAGAGAGCGAGAGAGAGAGAGAGAAAGAGUAUCCUGGCAGCCAUCCAGGUCUCAGCCCAAAGCCAGGUCUUUGCUGCCACUUCUUGUCUGUCCAGAACAUGGUGCUGUUCCCACUCUGCAAACUGCUCUCAGGGUCAGUCAGAGUGACCAAGAAGCAGCUGGUCCUGUACUGUCUGCUCCUAUCUCUGCUCGUAUACUUUUUAAGAUGGAGGAGAGCAGUGCUCAAGGUGGACACGCACCCUCUUCCUCUUUCUCAGGAGGCAGAAUCAGGAAGUGAGGUCAGAGACAUAGGGGUGGGCAGUGUGGAGGAACAGCAACAGCGCCUCCCCCUGGAGACAUCCUGGGGCGCUCCUCUGGUGUGGGGCGACUCUGACGGCUCAGCGUGGCGGAGGGCCGAGUUUGCCCACCGCAGCGUCCGCACAGGCCUGCUGACGCUCGCCGUGGGGCCCUACGGCCACUUCCUGCGCCGCUUCCUCUCCUCGGCCGAGCUCUACUUCCUGCCCGGUAACACCGUGGUCUACUACGUUCUUACAGACAGCCCUCGCAACCUGGAUCCCCCGACCCCGCUGGGCCCCGGCAGAGAGCUGAGGGUGGUCCCUGUGGCGGAAAUGCCCGGCUGGGAGCGUCUAGCCCAGGGCCGCAUGGCCCUGCUGGCGGCCACCAUUAAAGAGCCGGUCAGGCAUGAGGUGGAGUACGUCUUCUGCAUGGACGUGGACCAGGAGCUGGUGGCCCCGGUGGGAGCUGAGAUCCUGGGGGAGCUGGUGGCCGCUCUGCACCCGGAGCUCUACGGCAUCCCCCGCCACUCCUUCCCGUAUGAGCGCGAGCCCGCCUCGCUGGCCCACGUGGAGGAGGACGAGGGCGACUACUACUACACGUCGGAGCUGUACGGGGGUCUGUGCGCCGAGGUGUACGCCAUGGCCCAGGCCUGCUCCCAGCUCAUCCUCCAGGACCAGGAAAAGGGGCUGAGGGCUCGCGGACUGGAGGAGAGCUACCUCAACCGCUACCUGAUCAACCGCAGGCCCACCUGUGUCCUCUCGCCCGAGUACAGCUGGUGGGACUCAGCCCUGGCCGCCGACGUGCCCACAAGGAGGGUGGUGUCCCUGGGGAGGCAGUGUGACACCCUGGAGCCACAAAAGAGACAGGAGCAGAACUGCUGAGAGGGUUAUUUCUUUGCUUUGUCAUAGAAUUAUAACGACCAUAAAAUGUAGACAAAUUCAAAAAGCUAUUUUAAGGCAAACACAAGGAUCCCUUGGAAUCUUUUGAUGUGUCAGUAAAUAAACUAAUGGCAGCAGA
Messenger RNA from Salmo salar (Atlantic salmon), 1491 nucleotides. RefSeq names its product globoside alpha-1,3-N-acetylgalactosaminyltransferase 1. Gene Ontology annotation, molecular function: hexosyltransferase activity. Gene Ontology annotation, biological process: carbohydrate metabolic process. The record is from RefSeq and is a predicted model, not a curated record. Lineage: Eukaryota; Metazoa; Chordata; Actinopteri; Salmoniformes; Salmonidae. Gene Ontology annotation, cellular component: membrane; vesicle; Golgi apparatus.